AUGGCGCUGAGUGUCAGCGUCAAGAGGGUCACCCAGCUGCCAGGGACAGGGGAGAGGCAGGUGCAACUCAGCUUCCGAGGUUUUAGACAGAAGACAAAGAAGAUACACUGUGGCCAGGAAGCUGUCUUUGGAGAGCUCUUUCGCUGGCCUCAUUAUGGAAAGCUCUUAAUGGAAGAGAUGCUGAUAGUUAAAGUUUACAACUGCAGCAAAGUAUUCAGUAAUAGAUUACUUGGUACCUUAGUUAUCAGCCUUCAGCACUUGGUAGCAUCUGGACGUCUUAACAUCAGAGAGGCUCUUGUUGAUAAAAACCACAGCAUCACUGGAAUAUACAUUGAACUAGAACUGCGGUAUCAGCCUCCCGAUGGCUCAGCAGGAACAUGGGCUGAAGAAGAUUUUGUCUAUCAGAUGAAAGACAGUUCAGAGGUUAUAAUCCGCAACCCUGGAUUUGAGGAGUUGGAGCUUGAAGAUGUGAAGCGAGCUGCUGAUUUGGACAGAAAGGCUGCAGUGCUUGGCAGAAAGCUUGUCAAAGGCUUGGAGACUGAUGAUGAUGAGGAUGACUAUUAUGAUGUAUCUGACAUGGAAUUCUCUGGUAUUGUCUUCAGCCUGGUGAAAAGCCGCUCUAGAGUUUUCUCCAAAUGGGACAUAUAUUCUACUCCUAGACCACAAAACUUCCAGAUUGGCAUCAACAUAAUUGAAGCCCAGAAAUUGGUGGGGGUGAACAUUGACCCCUUUGUGGUUGUGAAAAUUGGAGAUGAGAAGAGACAUACUGUAACACAGAAAUCAACCAACUGCCCAUUUUACAACGAGUAUUUUACAUUUGAAUUCCAUGAACCAAGAGACGUGUUAUUCCAUAGACUCAUAGAGAUUUCUGUCUUUCAUUCAAAGAAGAUCUCAUUCCUGGGUACACUCAUAGGGAUGUUCAAGAUUGAUCUAGAGACUGUAUACAGCCAGCCAGAUCACAGAUUCUAUCAGAAGUGGGCUGUUAUUAAUGACCCAAAGGACACCAGGGCAGGAAUUAAAGGAUUUGUGAAGUGCAACAUUUCUGUCAUUGCCCGGGGGGAUGUAAUGGGUUCCCUUCCCACUUCCUCUGGCAGCCAGAAUGAAGACAUUGAAAAGAACUUACUGCUUCCUAAAAGAGUUCCAGCUGAGAGGCCUUGGGCCAAAAUCUGUGUCAAAAUUUACAAGGCAGAAGGUUUGCCAAGCAUGAGUGCAGGAAUCAUGGGCGGUUUUUCAAAAAUUGUGGGUGAGAAGAAAGUCUUCAUUGAUCCAUAUGUGCAAGUUGUAUUUUCUGGACAGCAGGGAGAAACAUCGGUUGAAAGUAGCACCACAGAACCAAUAUGGAAUGAGCAAAUCAGCUUCAUUGAGAUGUUUCCUCCUCUUGUCAGAAAAAUAAAAGUCCAAAUGUUGGAUGAUGCAAACAUUGGAGAUGUUGCCCUUGCCACACACUUUAUUGACCUGAAGCAGAUUUCUGACCCUGGAAGAAACGGCUUUAACCCCACGUUUGGUCCAACUUGGGUGAAUUUAUAUGGCUCGCCCAAGAACUCAGCUUUGCGUGAUGUACAUAAAGAUCUCAAUGAAGGCCUGGGCGAAGGCAUAUUCUACCGUGGGCGCCUUCUCAUGGCCAUUACUGUGGAGCUUUUUAGCACUAUCCAAGCAGCAGAAAAAAAGCCUGUGGAGGCUCUCAAAGGUGCCUUAAGCAAACUCAAGCUGAAGAAGAAAAGUAAAAAGGCCAAGGAGAAAUCUAGAGCCUCUGUAAAGGAGCAACAGCAAAGCCAAGCUGAGGUUGGCGUUGCUGAGGAAGCUGAGCAGCCAAAUGAAGUGAUUGUGGAGGUAGAGGAGCUCCAUCCUCUCCCAGAGAAUGCCCUGGGAGUUAAAGAAGAAUUCCUCCUCUUUGCUUCCUUCUUUGAGGUGACUAUGAUGGACCCAUCAAUAGGGACCAAGCCUGUGAAAUUUGAGAUUUCUAUAGGGAACUACGGCAAAGCUGAAGAGGUUGUGACCGCGGUUUCCAAGAAAGGUGAAAAGGGAGAGAAGAGUGAAGAGAAGCAGCCUUUGCUGGAACCCAGUUCAGAUGAUGAGCUAGAUGUUGAAGUCAUAUCUCCAAGUACACCUUUGCUUGAUAAGUCUGUGACUCUAAACCAAAGGCCUGAAGCCACUGAAUAUGACAGCUCUUACAGUUGCCUGCCCAUGCUGCAUGAGAAGCCCUGUGUGUAUGUUUGGAGCUACUGGGAAGACUAUACCUGGAGACUCUGUAAUUCCAACUGGAUUGUCAAAAUAGCAGAGCGUUUGGAACAUGGACUGGAAGAUGUGGAAAAGCUCUUGAGAAGACCAAAGUCCAAAGCAGAUGAGAGGCUUCGGCAGGUGCUGGAGGAAUUUGUUGCUGGAUGUAGGCAGUAUUCAUUUAAUGUGGACAAAAAGCCAAUGACCCGUCCAAAUAACCUUGAUCGCUGUCGGAUGAAAUCUCUUCCACAAAACAUUAUACUAUAUGCAAAGCAGGGGCUUCGCAUAAGGAGGCGAUUGAAUCGUACCAACAUCAAAGAAAAGCUAAAUGAGACAAAAUUAAUACUGUCCAAGUUGCGCUUCCUGGCUAAAGAGCCCCAGUGUACUAUUCCUGAUGUCCUGAUCUGGAUGUUUAGCAACAAUAAGCGUGUAGCAUACACAAGAAUCCCUGCUCAGAACAUUCUUUAUGCAGUGGUAGAAGAGGAGAAGGGCAAGGAUUGUGCCAAGAUACAAACUGUCUUUCUAAAGGCUCCAGGGUCACGCAUCGGAGAAAUCUUUGCAAAGAUGGAAAUCUAUAUGUGGCUUGGGAUAACUAAAUAUGUGAAGAAUAGCACUGCAGAGCUACCUGAGGAGUUCAAGCCAAUCUAUGAUAAAGCUCAGCAAACUGCAAGGAUUCCAGCAAACAUCCCACCUAGUCAGCUCAACAGAGAUGAUUUCAGUUACUUCCAGUUGCGAGCCCAUUUGUACCAGGCUCGGGGGAUUCUCCCUGCAGAUGAAAAUGGCCUUUCAGAUCCAUUUGCAAGAGUGGUGUUUUCAACUCAAUGCCAGACUACAAGUGUCUUGGAAGAGACUCUCAGCCCAAUGUGGAAUGAACUACUUCUGUAUGACCAGCUUGUUAUCGAUGGGAAGAAAGAGGACUUGAAGACAGAAACUCCUAUUGCUGUGGUCAAUAUAUUUGACCACAAUAAAUUUGGCUCUCCAGAGUUUCUUGGUCGAGCCUUUGUUACUCCACAGGUGAAGCUGGUAGAUGAGCCAUACAACAAACCUGCUCUCCAGUUUUUUGAUAUUUAUAAGGGGCAUCGAGCAGCUGGGGAAUUAAUUGCUGUCUUUGAGCUGAUUGAACUAGACUAUAGUGGCUACUUAGAGCCAUCAGUGCCUAAUGAUGUAGAUCCUAAGGAUCCAGAAUUCCUGGGGGACCCCCGUUCUGGACGAUUCAUUAUCCCUGAAGGAAUCCGACCGAUCCUGAAGGAGUUCCGCAUAGAGAUCUUGUUUUGGGGCCUGAGAGAUCUGAAGCGUGUGAACUUGUUUGAGGUUGAACAGCCACAAGUGAUCAUUGAAUGUGCUGGGAAGAAAGUGGAAUCAGAAGUGAUUACAUCAUUCAAAGAGAACCCGAAUUUCACGGAACUUGUCAAAUUUGUCAAUGUGGAGCUUCCUGAACAAGUGUAUUUACAUCCACCCCUCAGCAUCUUCGUGGUGGAAAAGAGAGCCUUUGGACGCAGCGUUAUGGUGGGAACGCACAUAGUUUCCCAUAUUAUGAAAUUUGCUCCUAAAGAGGUAGAUGAGUUUGAGGAGGAGACAGCUAGCCCAUCCAAGGCACGGAAAGCCUCAGCUCGGCCUAACAUCUCCAAAACAGUGAUGAACCUUGGUGCAGCUGCUGGGCAGACUGUGAUAAACAUUGGUGCAGCUGCUGGACAAACUGUGAUAAAUAUUGGUGCAGUUGCUGGUGAUUUAGGUAGCAAAGCAAAUCCCCUUAGGCUUGUAAAGGCACCUCUGAAGAAAAUACCUAUUGAUAAUCUCAUGAAGAAAGAGGAAGAAUUUGAGGAGGAAAAGCCUGAGAAGGAAGAACUAGAUUGGUGGUCUAAGUACUAUGAAUCAUUAAAGGAAUUAAAUAACCAGCCCAAUAGUGAGGAUGAGGAGGAUGAUCCUAAUGAUCCAGAUGGGGGAAACUUAAAUGUUGCUUCUCUUGAUGUGGAAGUAGAAGAUGAGCCAAUAGUUGAAGUUGAAGUUCGUCCCAAAAGAAAACUUAUAGCCACAUUGAAGAUUUACAGUUCAGAACUGGAAAAUGAGUUUGACAAUUUUGAAGACUGGCUAUGUAUUUUUCCACUUCAUCGUGGGAAAGCAAAUGAGGAUGAAGAUGGAAAUGAAGAAGAUAAUUUUGUGGGGAAAUACAAGGGUUCAUUCUAUAUUUAUCGUGCUGAAGAGGCUGAUGCAGAACACAAGAUUUCCCAAGGCAUCCCCAGAAACAGACCUAUCAAGGUCCUUGUCCGAAUUUACAUUGUUAAGGCAACUAACCUGACUCCAGCAGACCCCAAUGGCAAGGCAGAUCCCUACCUUGUGGUUACAAUUGGGCACCAAAAGAUAGACACCAAGGAGCGAUAUAUCCCAAAGCAGCUCAAUCCAGUCUUUGGAGAAGUGCUGGAGCUGAGCAUAUCAUUUCCCAUGGAAUCAGAACUCACCAUAUCAAUAUUUGAUCAUGAUUUGGUUGGGUCUGAUGACUUAAUUGGAGAUACAAAGAUUGAUCUGGAGAAUCGAUUCUACAGUAAACACAGAGCCAACUGUGGAGUAGCCUCACAAUAUGACACAGAGGGAUACAACAUGUGGCGAGAUGCUUUCAAGCCCUCACAUAUUUUGGACAGCUUGUGCAAGAAGAGUGCACUUCCUUCAGCUGAAUACAGACGGGAGGAAGUGAAAGUGAACAACAAAAUUUUUAAGAUCCCUCCCGAAGCUUUCCCUGAAGAAGCCUUUGUAAAAGACAAGAAAGAAAAUGAAGAUGAGACUUUGUCUGCUUAUGAUGAGCAUAAAGCUUUGUAUGUUCUUCAGCACUGGGAUGAAAUGCCAGAGUAUGGGUACAAAUUAGUACCAGAACAUGUGGAAGUUCGAUCCCUUUACAAUCCAGAUAGUCCUGGUCUCCUGCAGGGCUCUCUCCACAUGUGGAUUGACAUGUUUCCAAAUGAUAUUCCUGCACCAGCACCUGUUAACAUCAAACCACGCCUUCCAAUCAGUUAUGAGCUACGUGUCAUUAUCUGGAACACAGACGAUGUGAUCCUUGAUGACGUCAAUCCAAUAACAGGAGAAACCUCCAGCGACAUCUAUGUAAAAAGCUGGAUCAAAGGGCUAGAGAAAGACAAACAAGAAACAGAUGUUCACUUUAACUCUUUGACUGGGGAAGGCAAUUUCAAUUGGAGAUUUGUGUUCCGGUUUGACUACCUCCCGACAGAGAAAGAGAUAACCUACAAGAAAAAGGACUCAAUUUUUUCUCUGGAGGAAUCGGAAUUUCGGGAACCAGCAGUGCUAGUACUUCAGGUCUGGGAUUAUGACAGAAUUUCAACAAAUGACUUUCUAGGGGCCAUUGAGUUAAGGCUGAAUGAUAUGGUGAGAGCUGCCAAGAGUUCGGAGCAGUGUACCAUUAAGAUGGCCAAGGAGAAGGCCAUGCCUCGCUUCUCCAUUUUCCGAAACAAACGAAUGAGAGGCUGGUGGCCCUUUAUCAAACUGAAAAGUCAAGAGGACGUUGAAAGGGAAGAGAGGGAGGCUAAGCAGAAGAAGAAAAAGAAGAAGAAGAAGAAAUGGAGGAGCUCAGUGAAGCCAGAAGAUGUUGAGUUUUCGGAUCCUAGUGGAAACAUCUUCCUCCUAACGGGAAAAGUGGAAGCUGAAUUCCAGCUAGUUACAAUUGAGGAGGCUGAGAAGACCCCAGUUGGCCUAGGGCGGAAAGAACCUGAACCCCUGGAGAAACCUAACCGCCCCAAAACUUCCUUCAACUGGUUUGUGAACCCGAUGAAAACCUUUGUCUUUUUCAUUUGGAAGCGGUACAAGAAGUACAUCAUUGCAUUGCUCAUUAUUGCUAUUUUGACCAUAUUCUUGGUUCUAAUUCUCUACACAAUGCCUGGGUACAUCAGUGAGAAGAUAAUAAAUGGCUAAGUGAGGUCUCUCUCUCACUCACUCUCCAAGCGGGGACUUGACAAAGAAAGAACACAGUGAAUUCUGUACCAAAGACAUUAAGGAACAUUUGCAGCUGCCUGAUUGAACCUGGAGCGCCUUGAAAUUGCACCUGACAGAGGAAAGCAAAGGACUGCCCAUAUCUGAGCAGUCAGACUGCCUAUCAUAUCUGGGAUAUGAGGACAAUAGUCUCUAAGGGCCUUGAGAAUUAUUAGAUAAAUGGCUUGCCUAUCAUUCGCUUUGAAGAUGGUGUAUUGCUGUCAAUCAGAAUUGGCUCUGUGAGUCUUCAUGGUUAAAAUAAUGAGAAAGCACUUCAAGGCAAUAAAAGGAAGAGAGAUCUCUUGCUAUAGCAGUGGAUGUAGAAGCACUGAAUCCCCGCCGUAUGGAAAGGACUCUGCUACCUGAUACUACUGCUACCUGUAUUUUAAAAGCAUAUAUCAUCUAUUAAAUCAUGAGUCGAUAUAGAAAUUAACACUGUGAAAUAAGGUCAUGGACAUCUUAAUUUUUGCUAUUCCUGAAGAGAUCUAUAGGAGAGAUCUUAAAAGCCAAGUCGAAGACAGAUCAUCAUCAGAGAGAAUCUUAUCUAUGUGGUCAUUGAGAGUUGACACCAACUUGAUGGCACUUAAUCAACCAAUCAAUCAAUCAAUCAAUUAAUCGAGAGCUAUAUACAUUUGUUUUACUAAGUCCCUGAAAUAUGACAUGGCUUUACAUGCACUAUUUAAUAAAUAAC
This is a messenger RNA of Hemicordylus capensis (graceful crag lizard), 6880 nucleotides long. Its product is annotated as fer-1-like protein 4. Gene Ontology annotation, biological process: plasma membrane organization. Lineage: Eukaryota; Metazoa; Chordata; Lepidosauria; Squamata; Cordylidae. The coding region runs from base 1 to 6132 and encodes 2043 amino acids. Gene Ontology annotation, cellular component: membrane. The record is from RefSeq and is a predicted model, not a curated record. The transcript has 45 exons.